GGUCGUCGUGUUCGGUUUCGUUGGACGAAAUUUAGAGUUUGAAGUGAAAUUUGUCUACAAUUUCUGCAUUUUAACGUGAAUAUUGAAAUGACUGGACAAGAGGAUGUUUGCCCUACGCCGGAAAUUGCCCAAUUCAUCCACGAUGUGCGGCUAAACAAAAUCGUCGGCUCGCACAAGCUCACGUCCCGGACGUUGGCCCUGCUAACGAACCUGAUCUCCAAGUCGGAAUGGGGCACGGCUGAGAACCUGCUGGAGCAGAUCCGCCAGCAGGGCCACUUGCUGGUGGCGGCCCUUCCCCAGGACAUUGUGAUUGCCAACACGGUGCGCCGGAUUCUGAAAAUCGUCCGCGAAGAGUACGAUUCGGCCCAGCUGCGGGUGCACUACGACGAUGCCCAAACUUCGCUUUCGCUGCACAAACUGGUCACGCAAACCAGCGACCACAAGCGCGCCAACGACUACUCGAAGCCCCAGGAGGGACUGAAGGACGCGCUGCUGGAGCACCUGAGCGAGAUCGAAACCGAGCUGGAAACGUGCGCGGAAAACUUGACCUCCCAGGCGACGGAGCACAUCCACUCGGCGGAACUGAUCAUGACGCUGGGCCACUCCAAGUCGGUCGAGAAGUUCCUCAAGAAAGCGUCCGAGAACCGGAACAUCGAGGUGAUCGUGGCGGAGUGUGCCCCCGUCUGCAAGGGCCACCAGCUGGCCACCAAUCUGGGUAAAGCCAAGAUCCAAACGACCCUCAUCCCAGAUUCGGCCAUCUUCGCCAUGAUGUCGCGCGUCAACAAGGUUAUCAUCGGAACGCAGUGCGUGUUGGCCAACGGUGGGCUACGCGCCGUCUGUGGCGCCUAUUCGUUGGCCCUGGCGGCGAAACACUUUUCGGUGCCGGUGAUUGUGCUAGCGCCGACGUACAAACUGACCCCGGUGCACCUGUCCAGUUACGAUCAGGACGAUUUCAACAUUCUCGCAAAUACGGAGGGCGUGCUGGCGUACAAUUCGCGUGCGGCGCGCUUCGCCAAGGCGUACAAUCCGGUGUUUGAUUACGUGCCGCCGGAGCUGGUGACGCUGUUUAUUACCAACACCGGUGGCAACGCCCCUUCGUACGUCUACCGACUGCUCAGCGAGUUGUACCAUCCGGACGAUAGCGAGCUGUAAAGCGCCCAGGCCCAAGAGUUUAGGUAUUUUGGCAAUGAAUAACUUUUUUUGUUAAUAAAAUCUUUCGGUUUACGACUGCUUAAA
Messenger RNA from Culex pipiens pallens (northern house mosquito), 1236 nucleotides. It is a transcript of the gene eIF2Bbeta, whose product is annotated as translation initiation factor eIF-2B subunit beta. The record is from RefSeq and is a predicted model, not a curated record. Gene Ontology annotation, biological process: translational initiation. The transcript is spliced from 4 exons. Gene Ontology annotation, molecular function: translation initiation factor activity; guanyl-nucleotide exchange factor activity. NCBI's taxonomy places the organism in Eukaryota, Metazoa, Arthropoda, Insecta, Diptera, Culicidae. Gene Ontology annotation, cellular component: eukaryotic translation initiation factor 2B complex. Bases 88 to 1152 code for a protein of 354 amino acids.